AUGCUUCUCGAUAGCGGUCCGCAGUUUCCGUCGUUAGGAGUAGGGGGUUUCGGAGCACCGCGGCAUCACGAGAUAGGGAACAGAGACCCGAGCCUGGGACUGAAUCCCUUCACCGAGUCCUCCCACUCCGCAGCUUUCAAAAUCAGCCCGGUGGCACAUGAUAUCGCCUCUAGCCAGACAUCAGCUUUCACUCCUCAAGCUACUGGAUAUGCAGCAGCGCUGGGACACCCUCACGGCGGGCAAGUGGGCUCCUACGGUGGGGGAGCGUUCAAUUCGACCCGGGACUUUCUCUUCAGGAACCGGAGCGUCGGAGAGACCGCUGCGUCGAGUGCCCAGCAUGGGAUCUUUGCUGCUUCCACGGGGACCCUGCACGGACCUGGGAUCGCCGAUAACCCCGGACAUCUGCUAUUUCCAGGACUUCACGACCAAGGGGUGAGCCACACUUCAACGAGUGGACAUGUGGUUAACAGUCAAAUGCACCUUGGUUUACGGGGGGACAUUUUUGGAAGACCUGACCCGUAUCGUCCAGUCGCAAGCCCCCGGACGGAUCCAUACGGAGCACAGCUCCACAACUACAACCAUCCAAUUAACAUGAACAUGGGGAUGAACGUGCCGACACACCACGGUCCGGGGGCCUUCUUCAGAUAUAUGAGGCAGCCGAUUAAACAAGAACUGUCCUGCAAAUGGAUUGACGAGAACCAGAUGAACCGACCCAAAAAGACGUGCGACAGGACUUUCAGCACGAUGCACGAGAUGGUGACGCAUGUCUCCAUGGAACACGUUGGCGGCCCCGAGCAGAGUAACCACAUAUGCUUCUGGGAGGAUUGCCCGAGAGAAGGGAAAUCUUUUAAGGCCAAGUACAAACUCGUGAACCACAUUCGCGUACACACUGGGGAGAAACCAUUCCCCUGUCCAUUCCCCGGAUGUGGCAAAAUAUUCGCCAGGUCGGAAAAUUUGAAAAUUCACAAAAGAACACAUACAGGUGAGAAGCCGUUUAAGUGCGAAUUUGAUGGCUGUGACAGACGCUUCGCCAACAGCAGCGACAGGAAAAAGCACAUGCACGUCCACACAUCUGACAAGCCAUACAUCUGCAAAGUGUGUGACAAGUCGUACACACACCCCAGCUCUCUCAGGAAACACAUGAAGGUGCAUGAGUCUCAAGGCUCCGAGUCGUCACCAGCAGCAAGUUCUGGAUACGAGUCAUCUACACCGCCAGUGCUGGCUUCAUCAAACACUGAAGACCCGACAAAAACACCACCGUCAGCCGUGCAAAACACGUCUGGGCACAGCGAUGGACUGGCACCCAACUUUAAUGAAUGGUACGUUUGA
This is a messenger RNA of Lampris incognitus (smalleye Pacific opah), 1329 nucleotides long. RefSeq names its product zic family member 3 heterotaxy 1 (odd-paired homolog, Drosophila) (gene zic3). The coding region runs from base 1 to 1329 and encodes 442 amino acids. Gene Ontology annotation, molecular function: DNA-binding transcription factor activity, RNA polymerase II-specific; RNA polymerase II cis-regulatory region sequence-specific DNA binding. Gene Ontology annotation, biological process: regulation of transcription by RNA polymerase II; central nervous system development. Lineage: Eukaryota; Metazoa; Chordata; Actinopteri; Lampriformes; Lampridae. The record is from RefSeq and is a predicted model, not a curated record. Gene Ontology annotation, cellular component: nucleus. The transcript has 3 exons.